AUGACCGGCCGGGAGGACCUCGGAGAGGAGAAGCCCAGAGUGAAGAUGCUUUCCCCGGGCUUCGGGAUCGAUAAAUCCCGGCUGCACGGCUCCGGGUUCCGCUCCAAAGGCUUCGCCAUCACGGACCUGCUGGGGCUGGAGUCAGACCUGCAGGCCCGGCAGCAGCCCGGCGGGGGCCCCCUGUCCGGCCUGUCCGCGGCGGGCUCCGGGCCCGGGGCGGAGCCGCAGGGGCCGGGCGGCGGCCUUGGCGGCUUCUCCUUCCCGGGAGGGUCGCUGCCGCUCGGCCUCGGCUUCCUCUGCAGCCUUGCGGCGCAGCAGCCCGCCGGGGCUCCGUGCUUCCUGCCGGGACACCUGCCGCUGCUGCAGGCCCGGGCCGACAGCCACUACCUGCAGAACCUGGAGGCCCAGAGGGACGCCUACUCCGAUGAGGAGUGUCUGUCGGACAGAAAUGACUCUAAAAGUUCUGGAAGCUCUCAGAAAAGGAAGAAGCGGAGACACCGGACGGUGUUCACGUCCCACCAGCUGGAGGAACUGGAGAAAGCGUUCCAUGAAGCUCAUUAUCCGGAUGUUUACGCCCGAGAGAUGCUGGCCAUGAAGACGGAGCUGCCCGAGGACAGAAUCCAGGUGUGGUUCCAGAACCGCAGGGCCAAGUGGAGGAAGCGUGAGAAGUGCUGGGGCCGCAGCAGCGUGAUGGCAGAGUACGGUCUGUACGGAGCCAUGGUCCGACACUCCAUCCCCCUGCCAGAGUCCAUCCUCAACUCAGCCAAGAACGGCAUGAUGGGAAGCUGCGCCCCCUGGCUGCUCGGUGAGCCGCAUGCACGGAUGCACAAGAAGUCUCUGGAAAUGUCUAAGAAAUGUCCAAGUCCUCCGGUGUCCGACUCCACUCGCUCUGACUUGUUCUGUGACGCCUCGGAGCGGCAUGCUGGCGGCGGCGGCGGUGGUGAGGCCCAGGAGGCGGAGGAGGAGGAGCUGCUGGAGGAGGAGGUGGAGGAGGAGGUGGCCAUCGACCUGUCCAGCUCCUCCAAACAGCAGCAGCAGCAGGAGGGCGGGGCCUCGGCAAGGACCUCCUCCUCUCCACGACGACAGAGUGGGAGCGAAUCAGACAGCUGAAGGUGGGAGGAGCCUGAUGCUGUCUGAGUGAGGACAGUGGUCUGGAAGCACUGACAUUUGAUUGGUUCUUCUCUCAGGGAGCACAGCCAAUGAACAAACAGCUGAUACAUCACUUGUUUCGAUGCAAAGUUUUCCUAUGAUUACAUAGACUGAUGUUAUCAUGCUAACAGCAUGUAGGGAAUAUUUUAGCGUGCGAACACCUUCAGCAAAUAUGAGAUCAGAGCUUUCAUACUCAAACGUUAACUUUAUUACAGUGUAGUUUAACUCCCCCUGCCUGGGUGGUGCUGUUGUGCCAAAUUCUUGCCUAACUUUAAAUUAAAAUGCUUCAGUGCUUAUGGAUGCUACCAUGCUAAAUAAAUGCCAUAAUGCUAACAAUGUAGAAAUACUGCUACUGCUAAUAAGUGUUAGCAGGCUAAAAUGUCAGCAGGGGGAGUUAUUUACCACGUUAAAAUUUGCACUAUGGUAACAUUCAAAAGACUAUGCUACAGUAUAAGCUAGUAGCCAAUAUAUUGCUACCCCUAAUUUCUCUUUAGCUAACAUGCUAUGAGCUAUAGAUUAAUGAAAUAUAAACUAACAGAUAAAUGCUACUAAAUUAGCCGAACAUUCAUUUGCUACUUGGGUAAAACAAGAUGUUUAGCAUGCUAUUACAUGUCAGAAUGCUAAUGGUGUGUUAGUUUUGUUAGCGUGCAAACACACCAGUAUAUUCCAGCUGAUUCAAACCAGUGACAAGCGUUUUAUAUAUUUGGAGUUGCUCCUGAAUGAUGGAGCAGCUUGAUUGUGCUAGCUCUGCUCCCAUGGCGCUAAGGAUGCUAACAGCUAUCUGUGCUCCCAGGAUGCUAAGGAUGCUAACAGCUAGCUGUGCUCCCAGGAUGCUAAGGAUGCUAAGAGCUAGCUGUGCUCCCAGGAUGCUAAUGAUGCUAACAGCUAGCUGUGCUCCCAGGAUGCUAAGGAUGCUAAGGAUGCUAAGAGCUAGCUGUGCUCCCAGGAUGCUAAUGAUGCUAACAGCUAGCUGUGCUCCCAGGAUGCUAAGAAUGCUCACAGCUAGCUGUGCUCCCAGGAUGCCAAGGAUUCUAACAGCUAACUGUGCUCCCAGCGUGCUAAUGAUUCUAAAAGCUAGUUGUGCUCCCAGGAUGCUAUGGAUGCUAACAGCUAGCUGUGCUCCUAAGAUGCUAAGAUUGCUAACAACUAGCUGUGCUCCCAGGAUGCAAAGGAUGCUAACAACGCUGAGGUCCUGAUAUAAAUGAUGACAUUGUCUCUGUGUUUCUUAUUGUAUCGUAACGAGAGUUUGUUUUAUAUCUACGGUUUUGUUUGUCGUUUUUUUUUUUGAAAAAGAGGCUAUUUAAUAUUUAUUCUUGUUGGUUUCUGUGUGUUUUAUAGUCAGACUGAGCAGCUCGUUUGUGGAUGAAUGUAAUUUAAAUGUAAUAUUUAAAAAUUCUGCUCAUUAUUAUCAUUAUUAUAAUAUGUGUGUACAGCAGGAGAUUUGCAGGUGGCAAAUAAAAAAGAAAGUAUUUUUGGAAUGAUUGUGACAUUUAUUUUUGUAAUUUUAUCAGCAUCAGGGCUGUACAGUGGAGUAGUGGUUAGCACUUUCGCCUUGCAGCAAGAAGAUCCCUGGUUCAAAUCCCGGCCUGGGAUCUUUCUGCAUGGAGUUUGCAUGUUCUCCCUGUGCAUGCGUGGGUUUUCUCCGGGUACUCCGGCUUCCUCCCACAGUCCAAAAACAUGCUGAGGUUAAUUGGUUACUCUAAAUUGUC
Molecule: messenger RNA, 2858 nt
Organism: Acanthochromis polyacanthus (spiny chromis)
Lineage: Eukaryota; Metazoa; Chordata; Actinopteri; Pomacentridae
Gene: vsx1
Product: visual system homeobox 1 homolog, chx10-like
Exons: 5
Coding region: 1-1110 (369 amino acids)
Biological process (GO): regulation of DNA-templated transcription
Cellular component (GO): nucleus
Molecular function (GO): transcription cis-regulatory region binding; DNA-binding transcription factor activity, RNA polymerase II-specific
Source: RefSeq, a predicted model, not a curated record